This is a messenger RNA of Arvicola amphibius (Eurasian water vole), 5063 nucleotides long. It is a transcript of the gene Gmeb2, whose product is annotated as glucocorticoid modulatory element binding protein 2. Gene Ontology annotation, biological process: positive regulation of transcription by RNA polymerase II. NCBI's taxonomy places the organism in Eukaryota, Metazoa, Chordata, Mammalia, Rodentia, Cricetidae. Gene Ontology annotation, cellular component: nucleus. The coding region runs from base 1132 to 2724 and encodes 530 amino acids. Gene Ontology annotation, molecular function: DNA-binding transcription activator activity, RNA polymerase II-specific; RNA polymerase II cis-regulatory region sequence-specific DNA binding. The record is from RefSeq and is a predicted model, not a curated record. The transcript is spliced from 9 exons.
AAAAAAAAAAAAUCAAGAUAAUACCCCAUUAGGCAUGGGCAGAGGUUCAUCUCACAGGUGAUUAUAGAUUCUAUCAAGUUGAAAGUUAACUAUUACAACAGUCUGCCCUGUAGGUCAGUAUUGAAAGCCAUCAGUUUUGCCAUGUAGGGUUAGGUCCAUAUGUAUUACAUCUCAGGAUGUUAUAUACAUUCUUGUGUAGUUAUGUGUAGGCUUGUCUAUAUGUCCUUCCUAUCUAUACUAUGUCCCACUCAUUCUAACUCGGGGGCCUCUUUUUUGUCCUCUGACUAGAAACCCCUGCUGUGCUUGCUCCAACAUUUCAUGACUGGGUCCAUCAUAGGCCUGGCAUAGAGCUUGGGGUAUGAGAGAGUACAAUCUCCAGGCUCUAAGCCAGUCCUCGAGUGAGGAAGCAUUCCUUCUGAAUUUGGUGCUUUUGAAGUUACUACCACCAUCAUAGAGUUUCAGCUUGAGUUUGCCCAGGGUAGGCCCAGCAAAGACAGAAACUAAUAAUAAUAAUAAUUAGCAGGGCGUUUUCCCCUUUCUGUCUUGUGUGGAUUUCACUACACUUUCCUAAGGUCAGGUGCUUCUUAUCUACACUUGGGCUCAGGCCACUUUUGAGUUCAGGCAGGAGAUAAAGAAUAAAAAGUAGUAAUUGGGAAGCCCACCUUCAGGAAAAUCACCCAGAGUCUGCAUUCCUUCCAUAUUCUGCUGCUUGCUGUGUCUGAGUUUCCAGGUUCACAUGGAUUGAGUGGAGGCAUGUGACCCAUCUAUUUUGGGGGAAAGAUUGGGUUUAUUCAUGGGCAUCUACCAAUCCAAAGGCCCAGAGGGCUCCUGCAUUGUUGCCAUUUCUUGUCAGAGAGCAUUAAGUGGCAACUUGGAGGAGAAUCUUUGGUGAUAUUGAAGACCGUCAACUGCUAUGUACUGUGGUAGCAAAAAAAAAUUUUUUUCAGUGCUGGAGAUGUAAUCCAGGACCUUGCACAUACUUGGCAGUGCUCUCCUAUUAAGCUACACCUCAGCCCUCGACUGUUCUGUUAUGCCAGUAUGGAAACUAUAACCUGUGCCCUGCUUUGUUCUAGGAUUUGAGACUCUGGAGGAGCAACACUGCUGACCUCAGGCAUCUCCUUCCACUAAGCCAUGGCGACCCCAGAUGUGAGCGUCCACAUGGAGGAGGUGGUGGUUGUGACAACUCCAGACACUGCAGUUGACGGCAGUGGUGUGGAGGAAGUGAAGACAGUGCUUGUAACAACAAAUCUAGCCCCUCAUGGGGGUGACUUGACAGAAGAUAACAUGGAAACAGAAAAUGCAGCUGCUGCAGCUGCCGCAGCCUUCACAGCCUCUUCACAGCUCAAGGAAGCAGUGUUAGUGAAGAUGGCUGAAGAGGGGGAGAACUUAGAGGCUGAAAUUGUGUACCCCAUUACUUGCGGAGACAGCAGAGCUAACCUCAUUUGGAGGAAGUUUGUGUGUCCUGGCAUCAAUGUGAAAUGUGUUCAGUACGAUGAGCAUGUGAUCAGCCCAAAGGAGUUUGUGCACCUGGCAGGGAAAUCUACCUUGAAGGAUUGGAAGAGAGCCAUCCGGAUGAACGGCAUCAUGCUCAGGAAGAUCAUGGACUCUGGGGAGCUCGACUUCUACCAGCAUGACAAGGUCUGCUCUAAUACCUGUCGCAGCACAAAGAUUGACCUCUCCGGGGCCCGUGUGUCCCUGAGCAGCCCGACAUCCACAGAGUACAUUCCACUCACACCAGCUGCAGCUGAUGUGAAUGGCUCACCUGCUACCAUCACCAUAGAGACCUGUGAGGACCCCGGUGACUGGACCACAGCCAUUGGAGAUGACACAUUUGCAUUCUGGCGGGGACUGAAGGAUGCAGGCUUACUUGAUGAAGUCAUACAGGAAUUCCAACAGGAGCUGGAGGAAACCAUGAAAGGCCUGCAGCAGCGAGUACAGGACCCACCCCUGCAGCUCCGAGAUGCUGUCCUCCUCAACAACAUUGUGCAAAACUUUGGCAUGCUGGAUCUGGUGAAGAAGGUGCUGGCCAGCCAUAAGUGCCAGAUGGACCGCUCUCGGGAACAGUAUGCCCGGGACCUGGCAGCCCUGGAACAGCAGUGUGAUGAGCACCGUCGCCGUGCCAAGGAGCUGAAGCACAAGUCCCAGCACCUCAGCAAUGUGCUCAUGACGCUGACGCCAGUCUCCCUGCCAUCCCCUAUGAAGCGGCCCCGUCUUGCACGAGCUACAUCCGGACCAGCUGCUAUGGCUUCCCAGGUGCUUACACAGUCUGCACAGAUUGCUCUUGGUCCAGGAAUGCCUGUGUCCCAGCUGACCAGUAUGCCACUUAGCAAAGUGGUAUCUACACUGCCCUCCACUGUCUUGGGUAAGGGUUCUCCUCAAGCUGCCCCAGCCAGUUCACCGGCCUCCCCACUGCUUGGGGGCUACACAGUCCUGGCCUCCUCUGGCUCUACCUUCCCCGGCACGGUGGAGAUCCAUCCGGACACAUCCAGCCUCACAGUUCUGAGCACAGCUGCCAUGCAGGAUGGCAGCACAGUACUCAAGGUGGUCAGCCCACUGCAGCUGCUCACUCUGCCUGGCCUGGGACCCACCCUGCAGAAUGUGGCCCAGGCCUCACCUGCAGGCAGCACCAUCAUGACAGUGCCCACAGCAGCUGCUACUGGACCUGAGGAACACACAGCCACUAUUGAGGUAGCUGCUGUAGCGGAUGACCAUGAGCAGAAGUAGCUGGCAGGGAGGGUAAGAUCCUUCCAAGUUGGGCUGGCUGCCUCUCCUCAGGCCACUGCAGGCAGAGGCCACUACAGACACAGGCCACAGGGCUGGCUCAGCACAGGCAGGUCUGAUGGGCUGAACCAAAGAGAGGAUUGCCGGAUGAAUCAAGAGAAGAAAAGGGGGCGGAAUGAUGCCAGCAACCUGGAAAAUCAGUCUUCAGCUUCUAAACUUCUUCCCUUUUUUUUGUGGGAAAUACUGUUUUCCAUCUGUUGCUUAUUAAUCCUGUUUACACAUUGGGCCUUGAGCAGGAACCAGGGGGUCAGUGACCAGGAGGAGGCCUGGGUGCUUCUGGUUCAACUGCAGAGCCCACUCCAGAGCCCAGCUGAUCACAGGUCGGAGUGCUUGCACCCCAAUGGGGCUGAGCCUGCUGGGCCAUUAUUGACACAGGUCUUGGGCAGCAUGCCCGAGUGUGGAAGCCAUAGAUCCUAUGGAUUUGGUCUCUUCCCACAGUUCUCUGUAGGUUCAGUAUGGCCAGUGUCCAUGUUCCUUCGCUGUGGGAACAUGCUCUGGGGCUUAGUGCAGACCCGAGUCAGGACCCCUUCCUACCCCACAGGCACUCAGGUGAUGAAGGGGUCUCAUGGACCUGGUAUGUUCUAGACCCCUUUGCACAUGGGCUGUGUUUUUAAGUAAAUUGCUUAGUAGGCUUCUAGGAAAAAAGUGAAUUUAUAGUGUUUUCAACCAAAACAAUGCUGAGUGCCUAGGCUCCCGAGUCAGUUCUGGGAGGGACCCAGACCACCUGUCCACACACCUAGCCGCUGCUAGAGGUCUUAGGUAGUGUCUGUCUCUGAGACAAAGCUCUGGAGGAUCUGUAUGGAGGUAUGCCUGAGACUUGGGGUAGUUCAGAUAACUCCCUAUGUGCAGCCUGCACUUAUAGCCCCCUAGAGUAGUGCCCCUAAAUUUUCCCUGGAGGUAGAGCAGGACCUCUCUGGUCAAUACUCAGUGUCUCUAUUCUGAGAGCCCCUGGGUGUGUGAGAAGGCUGUUUAGAAUUGGAGGGUCAGUCAGCUGGGAGAUAGAAUCCAGAAUGUUCCAUGGAAGGCUGUCUGUAGGCAGUUUUUACAGGUUUGGUUGGUUCCAUGCAAAGGGCUAUCCUCUAGGCCAGAGUCCUUGGAGCCAAACAAUUCAGGGAACAGAGUUUUGGCCUCUUGGUAAGGUAUGUUCUGGGAUAGCCCUAAGGUGCCUCUUGAACCUCCUGUUCUGUCAACUGAAGGCUUUCCUUUCAAAGGCCCCACAGCAGGGUGGGACCACUGUCCCAUUUCUCUGCUUUGAAGGGAACUGGUUAACUUUUUGUCCAUCCAUCCAUCCCUCUUGAGUGCCCAGAUCCUUUUACACCUUUGCUAUGACUGGGGCCUUGCCUGCCCCUGCUCUCACCCCAUGUCAAGCUACUGAGGUUCUAGCUCUUGUUUUCCUUCUGUUACAUCAUUGUUCACUGUGGUCAUGAAUCGGCUGGUUUUGGCAGAUGUUUACCUGUUUAUGUAUAUAUCCCUUUUUAAAAACUUUUUUUUCCUUGAGUUACAAGUCCUGUUAAAUGCAGCUAUGUGAUUCUAGGGGUACUGGAAGGUCCAGUAGGAUGGGUACUGUCCAGAAGUCCCUGCUCUACAAGCUCAGACUAGAUUAGUGUCACAAAUAAAACCUUCCUGCCCUGGGAACCAAGAGCCUUUCCUUGGCACAAGUCCCAGGUGCCACCACCUUUUGGGGAUGUGGGCCAGUUUCCUUUCUUCGUAAGAGCAAGGUCGAAACCUUUUCAGCCCUUGACCUUUGGCACAUGGAGGUACUGGAAGGUGAAAUUCGUUUUAGAGCCAUACAAAAAUAACCCUCGAAUCACACAACCCAUUCCCAGUGUCCCCAGAGGCUGUCCAUAGCCCACCCUUCCAAGACUGUUCCCGGCAGGCCAGGGAGGGUUCUGCAGGGCAGAGACGGGCCAGUAGUCCCAUCGGCAUGGAACUUACAGUUCUGGGGGUGGAAGUGACCAUUGCCCACCACCUGUUUGCUCCUGCCCCUUGUGGUUCCUACUGACUCCUCUGUUGCUGCAUUCCCCGCCCACUGAGCCAUCCAGGAUCCAGGAAUGAAGGUCUUCCCCUCCACAUGCGAACAUGGGUGCUUGUGGCUGCUUUCAGUUUGGUUUUCUGAGGAAACAGGAAGGAUUUGGUUUGCAGAGGGUGCAGCUCCUUCCUAUGCCUGCCCAGGAGGCAUGCAGGGAAGGGCAAGUUUGAGUUCCUUGAGUUCUACUUUGUAUGUUGUUAAGCAAGUAUCUGCUUGGUACUUUGAUUUAAAAUAAAAACACUUUUGUAAUUUG